Messenger RNA from Hermetia illucens (black soldier fly), 903 nucleotides. RefSeq lists its product as uncharacterized. Bases 21 to 548 code for a protein of 175 amino acids. The record is from RefSeq and is a predicted model, not a curated record. The transcript has 4 exons. NCBI's taxonomy places the organism in Eukaryota, Metazoa, Arthropoda, Insecta, Diptera, Stratiomyidae.
AGUAAUUCAAAUCGUUCACGAUGCUCCCAAAAGGAUGUGCACUCUUCGUCAUACUUAUUUUAGCAACAGACCUGCCUUUUGGGAAUAGUUACUUCUCCUCUAGUACCGGUCAAUUAACCCAACAACAAUUCGAGUCGGAGCAUACCCGAGUUAAACGAGGUUUCAACCUCUGGGACUUUUUUGAAACAAUAUUCAACAUGGGACGUAUUGUCAAAGAACAAUACAACGACACCGUGGUGACACUAAAUCAAGUUUACGAUAUAGUGGCGGAUGGCUUUACGGACGUCUCCACAAAGAAUCCCCCGCCGGCUAUGAAUACAACAGUCUCACCGGAUGGUAGCACAACAACCACGACGGAAAGAUAUCGCAUAUCUCGGUAUGAGUUCGGACGAAUUCUGGGGCGCAACUAUCGUGGACUCAAGAGGCUUUUAGAUAUAGAGUACAAUGACGCCCUCAAUCAAUCCAAAUACAAUAUCAGAGACUAUCAGGAUGAAGUCAAGAAUGCCAUCGCCAACUAUGCCGAGUUCGAGAAGGAUUCAAGAACAUAAAAAGUGGACGGGACAACAGAGGACGGGGUAACGUUCUCAAGUAGAAACGACAAAUGCGGAUUACCUGGACACUUUGCUUGGACACAAUUUUGCCAAUCUCGCUCUGUGAUAAUUUAGAAGUAGUUUCCUACUAAGUAGUCUAUAGCAUUCCCUUGUGAACUGUUGGGAAAUGGAAAGAAGUUCAAUGAAUGGUUGUGGUUUUCUAUUAUACCUUUUUUAUGCUAAAGGAUGUACCCUACACUAGCUGGGUGACAUAACGUCGCGCACUUAUUCAACUAUUUAUUGUUAAAUAACUUGCUAAUGAAAUGUAACUUGGUAUUUAUUCGUAAAUAUAUAAAUUCCUUGCCAUCUUGAA